CUAACAGCGAUUGCUAUAACGAAAUCGUGCUGUAAAAAAUGUGCAGUGGGUCGCACCUUCAUAUUGGCUAACCCUUUUCUGUUCGUCAGGUCCCGGCCGUCGAGAUGUGGGGCAGGUGGGGCAGGAAGACCAAGCGGCAGUGCAUUGACGACCGGCACGUGCGAGCCAUGUAUAUUGGUGACGACGCUGUCCGUGCAACGGACAACCCCUCAGAGUGGAAGGUGCGGAGCUCAGCAGGGGACGAGUUCUAUACGGUGCGGAAGCUGAGUGAUGCCUGCCCCCAGGUGUCGUGCAGGGAAACGAACAGAUACAACGGAUCCGACGAUGCCUUAAAGAUAUCGGGUAUGCUUUGGACAGAUACGACGAGGAUGCUUUGUCUGGGAUUAUCGACGAGGUGGCUGAUGAUCUAGAUAGAGUUGAGGCUAAGCUGUCUUCACACUGCGAAGAUUUUGAGAAUGGUGUAGGCGACGAAGAGGAGGACGACGAGGAGGCGGAGGAAGACGACGCGGAGGCGGACGAAGACGACGAGGAGGCGGACGACGACGACCUAUAAUGCGACAUAUCAAUAAUGGCUUUAUACUGACUGUUGAAAAAGUUUGGUAUUUCGUGUAUUAGGUCUAAUAAAUCUUUCUAAAUUUGC
Molecule: messenger RNA, 640 nt
Organism: Frankliniella occidentalis (western flower thrips)
Lineage: Eukaryota; Metazoa; Arthropoda; Insecta; Thysanoptera; Thripidae
Exons: 2
Coding region: 105-410 (101 amino acids)
Source: RefSeq, a predicted model, not a curated record